This is a messenger RNA of Serendipita indica DSM 11827, 588 nucleotides long. Lineage: Eukaryota; Fungi; Basidiomycota; Agaricomycetes; Sebacinales; Serendipitaceae. The record is from the annotation of a GenBank genome assembly.
AUGGACUUUAACCCGUGGCAAAACUCUGUCUCUGCCAACUCGGGAUCAUCGGAGCCUCAACAAAUUGUAGAAAUAGCCACUCGUUCUGCAUUCUUCUAUGGUACUCUGAUUCAUCCCAGAGUGCUCCGACGAGUCCUUGGGCAUGCAGGCACUAACCUGAAAAUUGCUCCAGCAUUGCUCGAGGGAUGGGUGCGACAUCGCGUUCGUGGCGCAGACUUUCCUGCGAUCAUCUCCGCAAAGGACAGUCACGACUUUUUCAAGACCGAAGCUGACCCAGCGAGUGAAUGCGUUCGUGGUUCGUACGUGACGGGGCUCACUUUCGACGACAUGAAGAGACUAGACCGUUUCGAGAGCGGUUACUAUGAACUCGAAGUCGUAGAGGUAACGCCUCUCGCAGACCUCGUGAGCCUUGGGGAUCUCGAUAUCAAGACGCUAGUCGACCCGGGGCUCUUGAAAAUGACUGGCGGGGAGCAACGUGCCAAAGUGCGAGUCGUGACUUAUGCCUGGAGUGAGCCACUCAGCGAAUUGGAGAAAGAGCCGUGGUCAUUUGAAGAUUUUGUGACACAGAAGCUGGAUGUGUGGGGGUAG